Molecule: messenger RNA, 1554 nt
Organism: Cladocopium goreaui
Lineage: Eukaryota; Dinophyceae; Suessiales; Symbiodiniaceae
Source: the annotation of a GenBank genome assembly
AUGAAAGUUUGCCCCAUUGUGGAAGCGGCGAACAGUUUGUAUGAGAGAGCAUUCAAAUUUGCGUUAAUGCUGGUGACAUUGGGCCACAUCAUCACGAUAGAGAAUCCCACGCGCAGCUGGUUGUGGGAGCUACCCAUCAUCAUGGCAUUAUUGGAAUGUUGUUUCUUUGUGCAUUUACAUGCUUGUAUGUUUGGGGGCGCUCGGAAAAAGAAGACGUCACUGCUGACGAAUGAAUCUAUGUUUGAAUCCCUCAGUGUCUUUUGCGAUGGAUCUCAUGAACAUGCUCCAUGGGGUAUUGACGAAAACAACGAGUUUAACACUGCAAAGGAGGCUCAAUAUCCCCAAGGGUUUUGUGAAGCAUACUGUCAGGUUUUGGCACGCUUGAUGAACACACGUGUGGAGAACGUUGAUUCGAAACAGCUCUACAGACCUUUCUCUCAACCGAGAGGGCGCAAGGUAGCCGCGGCCAGGGGCGUCAUUGAGAUCCUGCUGAAGAAUGGUGAGCGCUUGAGCAGAAUGAUAUGGGCCAUUGGAGUGACCGAACUGCGACUGCCUUGGGUGAAUUAUUUUGACGAUUACCCCAUUUUGACACCUAGCGAGAUUUCUGCCUCAACUAUGGCUGCAGCAAAAGGAAUGUUGAAGCUCCUUGGAUUUGGCUUUGCCGAGAACAAACUGGAGCCUUUCGCAACAAGUGCAGAGGUUUUGGGAGUUGUCGUUGACUGCGGCCUGGUGAGUGAAGGCAAGCUUGUAUAUGCGAUGAAAGAGUCGAGGAGACAGGAAGCUUUGAGUGCGAUCGAGGACAUCCUUGACAAAGGGGCUGUCACUCCUUGUUUGCUGCCGUCGGUCUUGGGACGGCUGGAAUUUGCGGAUGGGCAACUGGCUGGGAGAACAGGCAAAUUGGCUAUGGCAGACAUUCGAUCACUUGGGUUGCAUUCAAAGUCCAGUGUCAGUUUGGACAGUGAUGCGAGAGUUGCUUUGCAGAUGUUGAAGGAAAGAUUUAUGGACAACCGUCCGCGCACCAUAGUGUUGAGCACCGAAGAAUGCCCUUUACUUUUGUAUACUGACGGAUCAUACGAGCCGGGAGUGACAUCCGAAGUGGCAAUGAUUGGUGGAGUGCUAUUGGAUGGUACGGCACCGGCAAGGGUUUUUGGGAGCCACGUCCCAAAGGACCUUCUGGCUCGAUGGCACAACGAAGGUAAAGAACACCUAAUUGGACAGGUUGAAAUGUACGCUGUUGCAGUGGCUAGGGAUGUUUGGAAGGAGCGGUUGCACAACCGGAGAGGCAUCAUUUUCAUCGACAACUGGCCUGUGUUGGAUUGCUACAUACCUGGAACAGCGAAACAAAAAACAUGGAGAGAAAUUUUGCUUAGCAUAGAGAGAGUUGACAAAGAAUUUCCUUCGCAGCUUUGGGCUACCCGAGUUCCAUCUGAGUCCAACAUUGCUGACCCGCCUAGCCGUGGCACUCUGGAACCUAUCAGAUUUUUGGGUCAGCUGCUGAUAGAUGAGCCGAAGUGUCCGAUGACCGGACAACCACUUGAGACAUGUCUUGGCUGA